Molecule: messenger RNA, 849 nt
Organism: Adineta steineri
Lineage: Eukaryota; Metazoa; Rotifera; Eurotatoria; Adinetida; Adinetidae
Source: the annotation of a GenBank genome assembly
AUGAUAGUACAUCGCUCGGUAAAAGAUCCAACUGGUUAUGUUCACCAAUGGGUUCUCGAUUUUGAACUCUUCUUUUUUAAUAAACAAAAUUUCGACUAUGUAAAACGUUUAAUGCAAGAUUGGUGGUGGACAAGUCUUGUCUAUGCAUUAUUUUACAUUAUUCUUGUUUUUAAAGGUCAAUCAUGGAUGGCACAAAAGAAUAAAAAAUAUGAAUUACGUCAACCUCUAGUAUUAUGGAAUACUGGUCUAGCAUUAUUUAGUUUAUGGGGUGCAUAUCGAUCUGUACCUGAAUUAAUUUAUACUUUAACUCAUCAUGGAUUUAUGUAUUCCGUAUGUGACUCGACAUAUAUGAAAGGCAUUACUGGUUUAUGGGUUUGGUUAUUUAUGGCAUCCAAAGUACCUGAAACAAUUGAUACAUUAUUUAUUGUAUUAAGACAACAAAAACUAAUUUUUCUCCAUUGGUAUCAUCAUGCAACCGUACUUAUCUAUUGUUUUUAUAGUUAUGCAUUAUUUGCUUCGACUGGUCACUGGUUUGUAACAAUGAAUUAUUGUGUUCAUACAAUUAUGUAUGGAUAUUUUGCAUUACGAGCUGCUCGUAUUCGAGUUCCUGCAUUUGUUCAACCAUCUAUUACUCUUCUUCAACUUAUUCAAAUGAUUGGCGGAUGUAUAGUCAAUGUAUCUGCAUAUUAUUAUAAACAAGAUGAACAUAUAUGUAAUACAUCCAAUACUAAUAUCAUAUUAUCAUUAGCACUUUAUAUGUCUUACCUUCUUCUUUUUGCGCAUUUCUUUUAUACAAAUUAUUUCAACCAAAAAGAUUCCAAGAGAAAAAGUAAAACUAAUAUUGAUUAA